GUCCUUCAAAAAGUGCGAUGUUUGAAUAUUAUUGCUCAGCGAUGCCUGAAACGGAAACAAAAAGUACCGCACAUGCCACCCGAAUGUUCUGAAAUUAACACGAUAUUGGUACCAAAAUAGAAAAAAAUGUUUUUUAUCAAAAUUCUCAUAGGUUUGCUCAGUGUCGGUUGUGGUGUGAAAGCUCAAAAUAUCACAAAGCUCUUCGGAUCCUCUGGUGAUGUGAGUGUGGUUGUGAUCAUCCACGACUGUGAUUUACUCGAGUUGAGUGCUAGUAGAAAAACGGUCGUGAACUCGGCCAUUUGGCUCACAGAGCGAAUUAGUUUUUUGGAAAUUUUACAUCCUCUUAAACUGGGUGUUUCAGUGUAUCAGGCGUGCUCAGAAGUGGACUACUUAAAGACUCUUUUGGAGAUUUACGAAAAUGAUGCUACGUAUGUGCUGGGAGUGGUCACCUCACAGCAGCCGAGUGAAAAAGUGAGGAAGUUUAGUGAAAUUUUGCACUUGAGGAGCAAGAAUAUCAAGACUUUCCCCGGGCAGUUGGUUAAAGCAGCCGUUAAAUUGUUGGCGUCGGCAGGCUGGAAAAGAAACGUCGUUCUACUAGCAAAAGACGAUCAAACUGUUGAUUUUUUCUACCACCAUGCCAAAGCAUCGCGAGUCUGUGUAAAAAAGUGUUUCGUUUAUGAAGAUAGCCGGUCAAUAGCCUUGAAUGCAUCCGGUGAAGAUCCGCUGGUACUUUUUGGUACCGCAUCCGACAUCGAUGGAUUCAUUGCGAAUGGCACACAUUUUGAAACCCGAACCUCCAACAGUCGACUCGUCCUGGUACCGUUGGAUGGAGAGGUUUCAACAGGUAUGCCCGAAGGAAGCUUCAUCAUCCUGCCUCCACAUUCAGCUGCUGCGAACUUCCAAAGUGGUGCUGGCAUAUUUCCGACCCCCUUGAUGUUUGAAGUGGGCACUCCUUUGGCCAAUUUUGUCCUGGAAGCCCGCAGAUUUAUUGCAGCCAAUUGCAAUGACACGAUUUACAAAGUGAACUGCCUCAGGUCCAAACCCUUCUUCUUCGGGCAUUUGCAUUCAAUUGAAGCUCCUCUGGACUUGUUGAAGUUCCUGCAAAUUGAUGAGCUUCAGGAGCAUUUCGUCUAUGAUAUUUUCCAAGUGGAGGCUUUGGGCGCUGACACAAAUCACUCUCUUUAUUUCUUUCGUAAGCCUUUGAGGAUGGCGUAUUCCUAUCACGUGUUUUUCGAUAACUUAACUCUAGUCGGUGAAACAGUUGAUGUGAAUGAUACAUCAGAGCUGGAAAGCUGCCCGCGUGAGUUUGUCAUUAGAGGACGAAACAGAAUAUUCUAUCGCUGGCCCGAAAUAUCCUUUCGGAGCGACGCUUGGAUUUAUGCCAUUCUGUCCUUAGCGCUUCUAGGUGUUUUGUUCUGCUCGGCUAUUUUGGCGUUUUUGCUGGUGGCGAUUUUUCAAAAGCGCAUCCUUGAAGGCAACCCGGUGCUCACCUUAUUGCUGCUUUUAGCCGUUAUGAUGGUAUUCUGUUCGGUGCUUCCGUUUACCAUCGAAAAUACCCAGAACAUCAGGAAAUCCUUAUGCAUCAUCAAAGCCCUGGCCAUUACCAUGAGUUAUGCUGCAGUUUUUUCCCUCUUACUCUCACGCAGCAUUGUUCUCAGCUCUGCAGCCAGAGAAGUUGGGUUUAUGUCCCACAUUGCUGGCCCUGUCCAGUCAUUUCUCUGCUUAUUUAUCUUCGGAGUUCAAGCAGCAUUGAGCUUGCAUGUCUUUGGAAGAUGCCACGAUAUCUUCACUCAGGGCUACGAAUUGGUGUAUUUAAUGUCCUAUAAUACAGUGCUGCUGAUACUACUAAUAUGCCUUAGUCCGCUAAUGUACAAAAGCCAGCGAAACUACAGGGAAGGGAAAUAUUUCACAGUAACUGCAGUUAUGAUUGCUCUAGUUUGGAGCGUCUGGCUUCCGGGUUUUAUGAUGCUGUGCAACGAGUGGAAGGAGAUGAUGGUGUGCUUGGGACUUGUGGCCACUGGAAGCAUUUGUUUGGGUGCUAUCUUUAUUCCUCGCACUUACCUCAUGACGAUUGCAGCUGAAAGGGACAAAAUCACCAGCGCUUUACCUUCUCUUGCUACCGCUAAUAGUUCUAUGGAUAUUUAUAGAACUCAUGCUCAGCCGAUCUACGACUGUAUUAAUAUAGCGGCGAUUAAUGCGGCUGCUGUGGCCAGGGCAGGAAUCACACCAACUGCUCCUGCUGGAACUUUGCAACAGCCCGACCUGUACUCCUGCCCAGCAUUACCCGAAGACAUUGACUUUGAUAUGUGCUGUGAAUCUCCAGCUAAUACUGACAAAGUUACACGGUUUUAGAUUUCAAGAUCAAAUUUAAAAAAUAUCCUAAACCACAUGCGUACUUAAUUGUGAAGCAAGCGGUUCUAAAGACUUGGGAUUUGAAGUCACUGAUUUGAACUGGUUGUUUUAAGUAAGUUUCUGAUUUGUAGUGUGAAUAAAGCAUUAUUAGAGGAUUUAGGAAACUGAAAUUAUGCUGGUUGUUUAUACAACAAAUACAUUUUACUUGUGUGCAAAA
Molecule: messenger RNA, 2569 nt
Organism: Dendroctonus ponderosae (mountain pine beetle)
Lineage: Eukaryota; Metazoa; Arthropoda; Insecta; Coleoptera; Curculionidae
Gene: boss
Product: protein bride of sevenless
Exons: 4
Coding region: 127-2352 (741 amino acids)
Biological process (GO): G protein-coupled receptor signaling pathway; visual perception
Cellular component (GO): membrane
Molecular function (GO): adenylate cyclase inhibiting G protein-coupled glutamate receptor activity; sevenless binding
Source: RefSeq, a predicted model, not a curated record